Gamsiella multidivaricata is the source of this 1376-nucleotide messenger RNA. RefSeq names its product amino acid transporter arg-13. The transcript is spliced from 5 exons. Gene Ontology annotation, molecular function: L-ornithine transmembrane transporter activity. Bases 145 to 1227 code for a protein of 360 amino acids. Gene Ontology annotation, biological process: mitochondrial L-ornithine transmembrane transport. The record is from RefSeq and is a predicted model, not a curated record. Lineage: Eukaryota; Fungi; Mortierellomycota; Mortierellomycetes; Mortierellales; Mortierellaceae.
ACAGUCUAUCAUGUGGUCUGAAGCCCUAGAUCGUUAGAUACAUAGUUACGCCUGUUUCUGCCUCUUCUCUUCUCUUCCUUUAUCCCUCUUCUUAUCAUUUGCUCUAUCUUCACCCAGUCAACCUUUCCAUCGCACUUCAAGCCAAUGGCUCACUCUUACAGUCCAUUUCCCGAAGGAAAGCUAUCCGAUCUGGCUACGUCCGCCCAGGAGACCAAGGUCGUUAUCUCGGAAAAAAACGAACAAUCGCUUAAGGAUCUCGCCUUUGGUUCUUUGGCCGGUGUAGCAGGCAAGUUCAUCGAGUUCCCGUUCGAUACUGUCAAGGUCCGUCUCCAGACCCAGCCCUUGGACCACCCCAUCUUCAAGGGCCCGUAUGACUGUUUCCGGCAAACAGUCCGCAACGAAGGUUUCCUCGGGCUCUACAAUGGUCUUUCAUCGCCACUGGUGGGUGCCAUGCUGGAGAACGCCGUGCUCUUUGUCGGUUACAGACGCGCCCAAGACAUGCUGCGGGAAUUCGUCGCAACGCCAGACCAUCACCACAGCAACUCUGGCCCAGCACCCCUCAGCAUCCCCAUGCUUUGUCUUUCUGGAGGAAUCUCCGGUGUGUUUGCCUCAAUGGUUCUUACGCCUGUGGAGCUGGUCAAGUGCAAGCUGCAGGUUCAACAGAUCGGACACUUGUAUACCAAGGAUGCCAAGACUGGACCAGUCCCCAAGGCUCUCCACAGCGGACCUUUUAGUGUCAUCAAGCAUAUUUAUACCCAAAAUGGCCUCCGUGGCUUCUAUCUGGGCCAUUUCCCGACUUUUCUUCGCGAGACUGGUGGAGGUGCCGCAUGGUUCGGGUCGUACGAGGCGGUCUGCCGGUUUUUGAUUUCGCGUGAGCAGUUGAGCGCGCCCGAGGGUAAAACUGUAACCCAGGCGGAUUUGGCGGCACCACAUUUGAUGUUGGCUGGUGCAAUCGCUGGAAUGGCUUAUAAUUUCAUUCUAUUCCCGGCGGACUGCAUCAAGAGUCAUAUGCAGACCCAGGAUGUGCUGCGUAGCCACCAGCGGUCGGCUGGUGGAGGUACCGCCGCGGCCUCGAAGCAAGGUUUCUUGACGACCGGCCGGGAGAUUUUCAAGUCCGAGGGCAUCCGUGGACUGUACCGAGGAUGUGGUAUCACCGUUGCUCGAUCUGCGCCUUCCAGUGCCAUCAUUUUCAUGACUUAUGAACUGCUUUCUCGUCGAUUUUCAUAGGAGACCAUAGACAACAACAGCAACAAUAGCAGCAACGCCUUCCAGCAUAUCCUUCACUCUAGCAUUCUAAUACUUUUCGUUUUAUUCAUCAUUAAGAAUCUCCACUCUUUUUUCAAUAUCUUGUAAAAUAAAUUAAAAAACAUCUGUUG